Messenger RNA from Populus trichocarpa (black cottonwood), 2174 nucleotides. Its product is annotated as BTB/POZ domain-containing protein At5g03250. Lineage: Eukaryota; Viridiplantae; Streptophyta; Magnoliopsida; Malpighiales; Salicaceae. The transcript has 4 exons. Gene Ontology annotation, molecular function: protein binding. The record is from RefSeq and is a predicted model, not a curated record. Bases 199 to 2070 code for a protein of 623 amino acids.
CGCUACCUCUCUCAAGAAUGCCCAGUUGUUCCCUCAAUAUUCACUUCUUUCUACGUUGGUCUAUCUCUUUUACCCUAUCAUCGUCUCUCCCUCUCUCAUUCUUUUCAGUCCCAUAGUGAAUAUUGCUUUAUAUGUCUUUUCUCAUACAUGGUUUCAAGCCUGCCCACUGGUCUAGCUAGCUACUGCAUUAAUUGAUACAUGGCGUCCAUGAAGUUGGGCUCAAAAACUGAUGGCUUUCACCGUGAUGGAAAUACUUGGUAUUGCACAACUGGGCUUCCAAGUGAUGUUACCAUUGAGGUUGGGGAAAUGACUUUCAAUCUCCACAAGUUUCCAUUGCUUUCAAGAAGUGGGCUUCUAGAGAAGCUUAUUGAAGAGCUUUCUAUUGAGGAUGGAUCUGUUUCUGUCUUGAAACUUAAUGACAUGCCUGCUGGUGCUAAAGCUUUUGAACUUAUAGCCAGAUUUUGCUAUGGUAUCAAAAUAGAGAUGACUUCUUUGAAUGUGGUUAGCCUUAGAUGUGCAGCAGAGUACCUUCGCAUGACUGAAGAUUAUGGAGAAGGGAAUCUCAUUGUGCAAGCAGAGGCUUUCCUUGACGAAGUCUUUGGCAGUUGGACAGACUCCAUAAAAGCUCUUGAAACUUGUGAAGAAGUUCUGCCUUAUGCAGAAGAAAUUCACAUUGUUCCAAGGUGCAUCGAUUCCUUAGCAAUGAAAGCUUGUGCAGAUCCAAACGUGUUUAAUUUGCCUGUUGCGGGACAACCUGACGCCCCAAGCCAGAGAGACGUUAUCUUAUGGAAUGGUAUAUCAUCUUCUGCAAAUAAACCACAACCCAUCAGUGAAGACUGGUGGUUCCAAGAUGUCUCAUUCCUCAACUUACCUCUCUACAAAAGACUGAUUUUAGCUGUUGAAUCAAGAGGCAUGAAACCCGAGACUAUUUCUGCUUCCCUAAUAUAUUAUGCCAAGAGAUAUCUCCCCUUGAUGAGUAGACAAUCAAGCUUUGACCAUGCCAACAAUGGCAAUCCUUGGGCAACUGUUUCCAUCCCUUCUGAGACAGAUCAAAGGGUUCUCCUAGAAGAGAUCGUGACAUUAUUACCUAAAAAAAGGGGAGUCACAUCCCCCGAGUUUUUGAUUAUGCUGCUACGUACAGCUAUGGUUUUGCAUGCAAGUCCAUUAUGCAGAGAAAAUUUGGAGAAAAAGGCGGGAGCCCAGUUAGACCAAGCAGUACUUGUAGAUCUUCUCAUUCCAAAUAUGGGUUAUUCAGUGGAAACCCUUUAUGAUAUAGAUUGUGCUCAAAGAAUGCUAGACCAUUUUAUGUCUCUAAAUCAAGACGCAGCUUUAUCAACCCCCCCCUGCAUAGUUGAAGAAGGCCAGUUUCUGGGCGGCCCUGAUACACUACAACCAUUGACUAUGGUGGCCAGUCUGGUGGAUGGAUUUCUUGCUGAGGUUGCACCAGAUGUAAAUUUGAAGCCCUCAAAAUUUGAGUCACUUGCAUCGACCAUCCCAGAUUAUGCCAGGCCACUUGAUGAUGGAGUUUAUCAUGCUAUUGAUGUAUACCUCAAGGCUCAUCCUUGGCUUACAGAUACAGAAAAGGAGCAGCUUUGCAGACUUAUGAACUGCCAGAAGCUCUCACUGGAAGCCUGCACUCAUGCAGCUCAGAAUGAGAGGCUACCUCUUCGGGUAAUUGUCCAAGUCCUCUUCUUCGAGCAACUUCGGCUUCGGACAUCAAUUUCUGGAUGGUUCUAUGUCUCUGAGAAUCUUGACAACUCACAAAAUCCUUGUGGAAGCCUUGAACUUCCCAAAAAUGAUGGUUCUCAUCAAAUAAACUCUAAAGGCCGAACUGUGGGCGUUGAUGACGUGAAGGAGCGUGUUUCUGAGCUUGAAAAGGAAUGUUUGACAAUGAAACAAGAUCUUCAAAAGAUCCUAAAGACAAAGAGAAGCUGGAAGAUAUUUUCCAAGACAUUCGGGUUUAGACGCAAACUACAGCCCUGCAAUUCAAAAGAAUCAUGUGAACUGAAAGAGCCGGAAGCAUCUGCAAAUGGACUCCAGAAUCAUGAGAAUGGUGGCUUGCCUCAGUAGAGAUCUGUAGAAUGGCACGCAUAGUUGCAGUUCAGUAAUAGAACAAUCAAGUUUCUGUUUGAUGAAAUAAUUGAGAGUCUGGAUCAGUUUCUCAUUCCCAGCAA